Molecule: messenger RNA, 1440 nt
Organism: Plectropomus leopardus (leopard coralgrouper)
Lineage: Eukaryota; Metazoa; Chordata; Actinopteri; Perciformes; Serranidae
Source: RefSeq, a predicted model, not a curated record
GACGAUAAGACAUGAGUCCAACGUGUCCUCUGGUCUGUUAACGAUGACCUCGUUGCAGCUCUCCCAUCAUGCUUUGCUCCGCUUGUUUGUGUCUUUCAGACCUGGUGGCCGUCCUGUCCCCCAAAGGUCCUCUGAGGAUGCUGGUGGAGACGGCGCAGGAACGCAACGAGCCCAUCUUCCCCGCCCUCAUCUACUCCUCUGCCAUGGUGUGGACGGUGGGGACGGUGGCGAUGGCGAGCCCGGAAGACGCUCAGCGCUCGGGACAGGAGACAGACGAGGAGGCGGAGCAGAGCAGCAGGGGGGCGGAGCCUGAGAGACGACAGUCACGCCCGUUUCCAGAGGACGACCUCGAGGAGGACCGCGGCGUGAAGCUCGGACUCGGCGAUUUCAUCUUCUACAGCGUCCUGGUGGGAAAAGCCGCGGCGACGGGCGGAGACUGGAACACCACGCUCGCCUGCUUCGUCGCCAUCCUCAUCGGCCUGUGUCUGACGCUGCUGCUGCUGGCGAUCUUUAAGAAGGCGUUGCCGGCGUUACCGAUCUCCAUCACCUUCGGACUCGUCUUCUACUUCUCCACCGACUUCCUGGUCCAGCCGUUCAUGGACAACCUGGCGUCUCACCAGUUCUACAUCUGAGAGGAAGCCCCGCCCACCCCGCCUGUCCUCCCGUCGCCCUCGCCCUCGUCAUUCUGCGGGCCGCCGCCUUCUGAUGAUGUAACGCACAAAGACUUCUUCCCUCUGCCACAGGAAGUGAUGUCACGCGGACAGAGGAAGCUGCUCAGGUGCGUCUCCGCUCACCUGCCGACGGACGGCUCGACGCUCGCCGUGACGUCAGAGCAGAACGCACCGCGGCGGCCUGUGAUAGGACGUUCGCUCUGAGGUCGUUAGUGACCUCAUCUGUUCCAUUUCCUGUUCGGUCUUUUAACUUCCUGCUGACUUAAGUAAACGCAGGCGAAAGCUCUCUCCUGAUUGGUUCGUUGACACAAACCGGCUGACUCUGAUUGGCUUCUGGGAAACUGAUUCAUCUCAUUAUCACAAUUAGGAAAAAUGGUGCCGUGAUGAUGCGUUAAACACGCAGCAGAGGAAGAUCGAUGUACGGAGGACCAAAUCUGCCAAAAUAAAUGCGACUCAAUGAAUACAUAUUUAUUAAAUUUAGAAAUUAAAGUCUCAAUAAUCUGUCAUAUAUGCAGCUUUAUUUUGAAAAUAAAUAUGCACAGAAAUAGAAAAAUAAAGAAACUAUUUAUUUGACAAAUCAUUUAUUUCUGUAUUUAUUUAUUCGUUUAUUUUCGGGUAUGACAGAUGUUAGUAACGCACCACGAGAUUUCUCAUGUUGACACAUAAAGCCAAUGAAAUAUCAAAGUGAAUAAAAGAAGAAAUAAUUUGGGAAAUUAAUACAAGUAGAAAUAAAUGUAGACAGAAGAAUUAAUUAAGAAAUAAAUACAAU